AACGUGGUUGUGUGUGUUGUUUCAUUCAUUUGCACAAGCAAGCGUGUGAAUUUAUUUAAUGUUCCUCAUUUCUUAAAAUUAAUUCCAUGUAUGUAAUGUUUUCAAAUAAAAAAUGCCUCCGUUCAAAAGUGGUUUACUAAAAAGGAAAAGUUCUACACAAGAAACAAAAAUAUGCAGUCCAAAAAACGAGUCUGACGAAGAGGGUGGAUGGUCGGAAGAUGGCGAGCUGAUCAGCGGCGCGCUGGACGGUGGGGAGGACUCCUCGGACUCUGAACACGAUCCCGACGGUGACGCCGGCUCCGACCACGAACAAGAUGAAGUGCUGUUUGAUGAUGAUGUGGAUUCAACACUUGGUGAUGAAGAAGGCCCUGGGAGUGGAUCAGAUGAAUCAUCAGAUUUGACAGAUUCUGAAGAAGAUGGUGAGUCUGAUGAUGUUUCUGAUGAUGAAAAUGAUAUUGAAAAUGACAACAGUGGUGAUAAUGACGAUGAGGAUGUAGUAUCGAGUGAAGACAGUGGUGCAGAGUCUGGUGUGGGUCUCACGGCCUCCAGUGAUGAAGCAGACAAGACACAGAAGAUAAGUAAAAUUCAGAAGCAGAGCAAGGCUGCAAGAUUUGCAGGCAGUGAUAAGGAGCAGAAACAGAAGCAACCGAAAGCAACAGACACUGAUGGGAAGAAAGAGAAACAACAAAAGGCAGAGGGAGCACAUAAGAGCAGCAUUAACAUGCUGUCUGAGAAGAUAAAGGAAACUAGUGCUAAUAUAAAACCUGUAGAAGAGAAAGAUGAGUACGAGUCCGGGGACACGUCGGACGAGGAGGACCGACGCAACCCCGCGGGCGCCGUGCCCGCGUGGUGGUACCGCGAGUACGCGCACGUCGGCUACGACCUCGACGGCCGCCGCUUGAUGCGCCCGCCCGCCCGCGAUCUGAUCGACGAGUUUCUCAGGAAAUGCGAGGACCCGGAGUUCUGGCGCACGGUGCAGGACCCGACGACCGGGCAGGACGUGCGGCUGAGCGCGCAGGACCUGCAGCUCAUACACCGCAUCCGCACUGGACAGCUGCCCAACGCUGAACAUGACGAAUACGAGCCCUGGGUGGAAUGGUUCUCGCGCGAAGUCCUGGCCACUCCCGUGCGGGCGUUCCCGGAGCACAAGCGGUCGUUCCUGCCGUCCCGGUCCGAACAGAAGCAGAUCAGCAAGAUCGUCCAUGCGCUCAAGAUGGGCUGGACUAAGACCAGGAAGGAGAUCGCAAAGGAGCGACAGAAAAGAAAGGAGAAGCAGUUCUACAACCUGUGGGCCCCCGCGGACGCGGAGCGGCGGCCGCGCGACCACAAGCACAUCGCAGCGCCCAAGCGGCCGCCGCCCUCGCACGCCGAGAGCUACAACCCGCCGCCCGAGUAUCUGCUCGAUGCCAAGGAGAUGAAGGAGUGGGAGCGACAGGCGCAGACGCCGUGGAAGCGCAAGUACUCGUUCCUGCCCUCGCGGCACAGCAGCGUGCGCGCGGUGGCCGCGUGGCCGCGCUUCGUGCGCGAGCGCUUCCUGCGCUGCCUCGACCUCUACCUCGCGCCGCGCGCGAUCAAGAUGCGGCUGACGAUCAGGCCCGAGGAGCUGGUCCCGAAGCUGCCGUCGCCGCGCGAGCUGCAGCCGUUCCCGACGAGCGAGGGCCUCGUGCUGCGCGGACACGCGGCGCUGGUGCGCGCGGCCGACUUCGACCCCAGCGGCCAGUACGUCGUCUCCGGCGCUGACGACGGCACCGUCCGGGUGUGGGAGACGAGUACGGGCCGCUGUCUGCGCACGAUCCAGGUGUCUCCGGAGCCGGCGCCGGUGACCGCGGUGGCGUGGACGCCGGCGCGGGGACUGGCGCUGGUGGCGGCGGCGGCGGGCGCGCGGCUGCUGCUGCUCAGUCCCGGCGCCGGCGUCGGCGCGCACCGCGUGGCCGACAGGACGGACCAGCUGUUGAUGGAGCCCCCGCCUCACAACGUGACCAUGGACGAGCGCACUGCUUCGUGCGUGCAGUGGCAGGGGGCAGACGCGGACGAGUGGGCGCGCGGCCUGCGGCUGGCAGUCACGCACUUCCGGCCCGUCACACACGUGUCGUGGCACGCGCGCGGGGACUACGUGCUGACGACGCUGAGCGCGGGCGCGUCGCGCUCGGUGGUGGUGCACCAGCUGUCGCGUCGCGCCUCGCAGCUUCCCUUCAGCCGCGCGCGCGGGCUCGUGCAGUGCGCCGUCUUCCACCCCACCAAGCCGCUCAUAUUCGUCGCCACUCAGCGCGUGGUGCGCGUGUACGACCUGGUGAAGCAGGAGCUGGUCCGCAAGCUGCAGCCCGGCGCUCAGUGGAUCUCCGCGCUGGCCGUGCAUCCCACCGGCGACCACCUGCUGGUGGCCUCCUACGACCGCAAGUGUCUCUGGUUUGACCUGGAGCUGUCGGCGCGCCCGUACCAAACGCUGCGGUUACACGGACGCGCGGUGCGGAGUAUUUCAUUCCACCCGCGAUACCCACUGUUCGCGAGCGCGGGCGAUGACCCCUACAUCGUCGUCAGUCACGGACGGGUUUACAGCGAUUUGCUGCAGAACCCGCUGCUGGUCCCGCUGAAGCAGCUGCCUGCGCGCGGCCGGCAGGACCUGCACGUGCUGGACCUGCGCUGGCACCCUACGCAGCCGUGGCUGCUGGCCGCCAACGCCGACCACACGCUGGCGCUCUACACCUAGACCGCACUUUUAUUUGUUGAGUACGUAUGUGAUUCAAACAAUGCGUACCUAUUUACUUUUUAUGCGCUGGAAAUCUUCCAUCUUAUUUAAUAAUAAACUUAACCUGUAAUAUUUUUCUUGAAUUGUAAAUAAAGUGUUUUAGGAGAACUAUAAAUGUUAUUCAACAAUAAUAACUACAACUCUAAAAUUUUCCUGAUGUCGUGGUACGUGGUGGUCGUGGAUCAUCGUGGAACAAAAAAAAUAUCAUUAAAACGAAGCGUGGAUGUCUUACGAGGCGACUAAGGGACACACAGACAGUUGAUAGGUAACAAUAGCUUUCCCAAGGAGGGUUGACGUCAGGCAGGCGGCCGGUUGUAAAAUUGCAGCCGAAUCUUCAAGAUUUCAAGCUUCAACUCCAAAACGCAACCGGGAACAUCGGAGAUGAGUGAGAGAGAGAAAACAAAGUGAUUGCAAUAAUACUGGUUUAUUGUGUACGACGUUACAAGAAGUACAUACAGCACAUUCGAGAUUACAUAUCACAAGUCGGAACCCGACAUACAAACAGACAGACAAGCCGCGCCAACACGCCGGCCCGCUAGCACCAUGCGACGGCUCGGACUAACAUACAGACAAAUCUGUGCGGCGCCGGGCAAAUCAUUACACAUUUUUAUAUACUGACGUUUAAAGAUUAAUGUUGUAGGCAGAAAUCAACAUCAUAUAACUGUCGAAACCUGUCACUAGUGACAUGAAAAUAGUGUAAACAAACGAUAGUAUUACAAUAAAAUUUUGCUUCUAGUAUCGUAAUGAAAAAUAGGUAUAAUUUUAAACACAUUUACAAUACAUUUAAUUUGUUCACCUUUGAUCACACAGGCACACAUUGUUUUCAAAUACUAUGAUUUAAUUCGUAAAAUAUUACAUGCUCUGACAAUCGUUAAAAUUAUAUAAUAUGAUUAAUAUACGGAGUGCUUCGUGUCAUUGUUCUAUUUACAAUAAUAAAUCAAACAUAAUUUAUAAAAUACUUAUUUUGCAAACAUUUAUGUAUUGGUAUAUUAUAGGAAAUGCCUCCUACCCUACACUGGCACCGGCUACAAUCCCAAAAAUGGGGCGGCCGGCACCAGUAUAUGACGAAGUGGAUUGAGUUUGACGGUGUAUCUACUGCUUCGCGCCACAGAGCGCAAUUGUACUAUAAUACUAUUAGUCUGGCCACCGAUAGAAUGCGAAUUCGACAGAUCGUGAUUGUGAUCUUGGAUCCCGGCCCCGGCUGCGUCGUUCUCCGUUGCAGUGACGUCCGUCAACGGGUCAACACAGAAUAGACUAGUUGACAAAUUUUUGUUUUGAUGACUAUUCGAAGGCCUUAUAUUAUUAGAAACACCAGUGAAAAAAUUACUGUGAUAAUGACUCGUCCAAACGCUCCAUACUAUAAAUGACACGAACAAGUGACGUCACAACGUGCUAAAAUGUUCGCGAAGAAAGAUAUGUUUGUUCGACGUCUACAUUUAAUAUUACGUUUAUGGUGAUGACGUCUUAAUAAAAGUUGUUACAAAAUUUUAAUUUUUUGUGAUGGUUAAAUUUAUUUUUAUAAUUUAAUACGAAUAUGCACUUUCCAACCAACUUUAAACCUUCGUAUUUAGAUCCAGCUACAUUGUUACUGUCUAUUAUCAUGAUCCUAAAUAUAUCUGUUUUACCUAGA
This is a messenger RNA of Plodia interpunctella (Indianmeal moth), 4376 nucleotides long. RefSeq lists its product as uncharacterized. Gene Ontology annotation, cellular component: PeBoW complex; preribosome, large subunit precursor. The record is from RefSeq and is a predicted model, not a curated record. Gene Ontology annotation, biological process: maturation of LSU-rRNA from tricistronic rRNA transcript (SSU-rRNA, 5.8S rRNA, LSU-rRNA); ribosome biogenesis. Gene Ontology annotation, molecular function: protein binding; ribonucleoprotein complex binding. The transcript has 16 exons. Lineage: Eukaryota; Metazoa; Arthropoda; Insecta; Lepidoptera; Pyralidae. The coding region runs from base 113 to 2707 and encodes 864 amino acids.